GUGCUGCUCGCGUCGCGGGACGCGCCGCCCGAGGGACACGCUCGCCACACCCGGCUUCGUGCAACUCCCGGCGGCGUGGGCGAAAACGCGCCCUAGCCCCGCGCACCGAGACUUUUGUCCCCUAGCGUGUGACACUGAGUACCAAAGAAAUGGUGAUGGAGAAGCCAAGUCCCCUGCUCGUAGGGCGGGAGUUCGUGAGACAGUACUACACUCUGCUGAACAAAGCUCCUGACUUCUUGCACAGGUUUUAUGGCAGGAAUUCUUCUUAUGUUCAUGGAGGACUGGAUGCCAGUGGGAAACCGCAAGAAGCAGUGUAUGGUCAAGCUGAGAUACACAAGAAGGUGAUGUCCCUGCAGUUCAGCGAGUGCCACACCAAGAUCCGUCACGUGGAUGCUCACGCCACUCUGAGCGAUGGGGUGGUCGUGCAAGUCAUGGGAGAGCUCUCAAACAACGGGCAGCCCAUGAGGAAGUUCAUGCAGACUUUUGUGCUCGCUCCAGAAGGAUCUGUUCCAAACAAGUUCUAUGUCCAUAACGAUAUCUUCAGAUACGAAGAUGAAGUAUUUGGGGAUUCAGAGGGAGAACUUGAUGAAGAGUCUGAGGAGGAGGUGGAAGAAGAGCAGGAGGAAAGACAACCAUCACCUGAACCUGUGCAAGAGAAUGCAAGCAGUACUUAUUAUGAAAACCAUCCUGUAACCAAUGGGAUAGAGGAGGCACUGGAAGAAUCUUCUCAUGAACCUGAGCCAGAAUUGGAAUCUGAAACAAAAGCUGAGGAGCUGAAAGCUGAAGUAGAAGAAAAGACCCUUGAGGAGCUCGAAGAGAAAACUCCAUCUCCGCCUCCUGUAGAACCUGUUUCGCUACCCCAAGAACCACCAAAGGCUUUCUCUUGGGCUUCAGUGACCAGUAAAAACCUGCCUCCUAGUGGUACUGUUUCUUCCUCUGGAAUUCCACCCCAUGUUAAAGCACCAGUCUCACAGCCAAGAGUGGAAACUAAACCUGAAGCUCAGUCUCAGCCUCCUCGUGUUCGUGAGCAGCGUCCCAGGGAAAGACCGGGAUUUCCACCACGAGGACCUCGGCCAGUAGGAAGGGGAGACAUGGAGCAGAACGAGUCGGAUAAUCGUCGCAUAAUUCGCUAUCCAGACAGCCACCAGCUCUUUGUUGGGAACCUGCCGCACGAUAUUGAUGAGAGUGAACUGAAGGAGUUCUUCAUGAGCUUUGGAAAUGUGGUAGAACUUCGCAUCAAUACUAAGGGAGUGGGAGGAAAGCUGCCUAAUUUUGGUUUCGUGGUAUUUGACGAUUCUGAGCCGGUCCAGCGAAUUUUAGUUGCAAAACCCAUAAUGUUCCGCGGGGAGGUGCGCCUGAACGUGGAGGAGAAGAAAACCCGGGCCGCCCGCGAGCGGGAGACGCGCGGCGACGAGCGCCGGGAUAUUCGCCGUAACGAGAGAGGCCCGGGCGGGCCCCGCGGAAUCGUGGGCGGCGGCAUGAUGCGCGACCGGGACGGGAGAGGACCUCCUCCGCGGGGCGGCAUGGCACAGAAACUGGGCUCUGGGAGAGGCACCGGGCAGAUGGAAGGCCGUUUCACUGGACAGCGUCGCUGAAAUCUCCACUGUGGGCAGACAGUCUUGGCAGUGGUACAUUAUCCAUCGUGUUUGCAUUCUUGUUAAUUUUUUUUUUUAGCUUUGGAAUGUGACACAGCCCUUCUGAUCGUUUCUUUGAUGUGAAAACAUCCUUUGGUUUCCAGUUUAAAUUGAGGUGGACAUUUUUUCCCCAGUUUCACAACAGGAGUCACGCUCUUAAUUUAUAAAUGUGUACUUGGAGAAUUGAGGACUAAAAAUAAAGGAAAAAGAAAAAGAAACAAAACAAAAGACGAGUUAACUAUCUGCAACAGAAGCUGAACUAAAGGACAUGCCCAGUAGAAUUCAGGUCCUUUCAGUCAAAAACCCUCUGCUGCACAUUUGGUGUGUUACCGUUUCUGCCUACUACUGUUGGAAACACAAAUAGUGCAAUUUGUGCAAUUGGAGAAGCUUGCCUUUUUUAUUUUUCCUUCUUAGAACACUUGGCUCCAAACAAACUCGUGUUUACGCACUCAUCUAAAUGCACUAAUGGGUCCUCUGAACUCAUUUAUACUGACAGCUGCAGGAGGCAUCGGAGGGAAAACCUUCAUCCUCUUACUCAGACAGAAUAGCUUGGGGAACGAUGCGGGCAUCUGCUCUGCUUGCUGUGACCAACCUCUGUACACACACAAACCUUAAUAAGACUACACCUUUGUUCCAGAAGGAAUCCAGUUAGCUGUAACCAGAACCCAGAGUUUCCAAGUCGUAGCCCUGAGUAUGCAACAGGUUUGAUAGCUCACGUCAGGUUUUUCUAUCUGCCCCUCUUCAGUGCAGGGAUGGCUGCUCAACACACUCCUCCUUCCCCUUCCCCCUUGGAGAAGCAUUGUACAGUGAAACUUGUCUUGACUGUAUUUGAGUUCUCUGGUAAUGUAAUAAGCAUGAUGGUGCCUUCUAUGAAUACAUCAUUCCAGUCUUGCUGGUGAUUUUGUACAGUAUAGUGUAUGAAGUACUGUGCUGCAAAGCCAAGCGGCUGCAAAGCAUUUAAAGGAAAUAAUUGGAAAAUUGUAUUAAAAAAAUUGCAGUAUCUUUCAAUGAGUAAACGUUGCUAAAAUGAUCAUCCACCUUGCUCUUCAAUUAACAAGUUCGCCUGGUUUUUUUGCAGUGGGGGGGAAGGGAGGAUGAAGGCAUCCAAGUAGCCUCCAGGUUGUCUCUUUUCUUUAAUCAGUGUCAGAGUUAAAGAAAGUGGAGUUCUAAUCUCUCUUGGACCUGAAUUUCAGACGUCAGUCCAGAAUGGUGGACGCUUCUGGCCAGCUCGUAAUGGCUAGACCUAAGCAUCCUUUGUGAAGGUGAGCUUAUCAAACGGGGAUACUGCAAUUUUCAGAGAACUAAACAGCAGCUCUUAAGUUCUUGCAUUUUCCAGUUGCACUUUUUUAAAAACUUGUACUCAUUUUGCACAUAACUCUCAGCUGAAGUUGACACUGAUGUGGCUCUGGCCCGGCGGAUGGAAAGGAGGCAUCCUCUUGUGCGGUUGGACUGGUGGGUUUCCCGGAGAGCUGUGUCCUGGAUCACGUCCCGGAGCGCGUUCCCAUAAAGCGCCGGUGCAGGCGCGCCCGUGCUGGGCCUGGCUCCGGGCUCAGGAGCAGAGGGGAUGUUUGUGCACGAGUGCCACCGCCUACAGCUGCUUCUCAGCAUGGAAGACUUCAAAUUAAGGAAGGGCGAUCUCAAGCAAAAGUAGGGAGGGCAUCCUGGCAGUCUGUCUCUGGAUUAUGCAAUCGUUUGCUGGUUUCGAGUAACGUGGAAGAUUUUGCACAUCUUUUGUGAUACUUGUUAGGCAAGGGGAAGUGGCAUCUGUCUGUUCUCUCCCAGACUUGAGGUCUUCUGUGUUCCAUGGUAAGUCUUGCACUAUUUUCAUACCCUUUUUUUUUUCUGGGACACAUUUCUACCAAUCGGCAUUUUCGUAUUUCAGUUUUUUUGUUGAAGGUCUUGCAAUUUCAGCUGUUACCUGGAAAUCUGUAGUACUUGAACAGCUCGCCACACAACUCCACUCCUUAGGUUUGAAGCCCUCGGACAAGUUGGUGUCAUCAGUUAGCAGUUUGCCACCCGUGUGGCUUGUGUAGCCUGGAGGUUUGUUUUUGUUUUUUUCCUUCUGUAGCGCUGUGGUGCUUUGCUGCCACCUAAUUCGUUUGUGUGGCAAAUGGCACUGGAAGUAAUCGACAACAAAAACACAGUAGUAAAAAGAGCUCCUGAGCCAUUCUGCUUUUUGGCUUGCUUGUUUAAGUGACACGAACCCUUGGAACAUCAUCCAGAGAAGUUUACAUGGUGAUAGCUCACCUGCUGUACUGUGGACUCUUACGUGUUCUUGACCCUCUGAAUAGUAAAUGUACCUCUUAGAGCAAAGGAAGGGAUUCACUGACCAUUACUGUUAGUUGCUGAUUUGUGAAUGGUGGGAGUAUUUUGUCAUUACGGUUCUACUUCAACAAACUUGGCUGACCAUCUUGACUUUAGUAGGUAUUCAAGACAGUGGAUUACCAUCUUUAUUGCUGUAACUUGUCAAGCAUUAUAUGCUAGUAGAUUCUAGUUUAAUUGUUGCAGGUGGAAAGUAUUUUUACUUUUAAGUUUCCAUUCUGAAUGUGUUUUGACUAAACAUACCAAUAAACUACUGAUGUCUGCAGCAUUUAUCCAUGUCCCUAAUUCUCUUGCAUGCAGGUGGCUGUAGAGCCCUGGCACCCCUGGCUCACAGAAAAGAUUGUAAGAACAUCGUUGCUGACCUGGCCGGUGACAGUGGCAAGCUGCAGCAGCACAGCAUCAUGUGCUUUGAAGGGUUUGACUUGGGUGGCCUCGCUCACCUUGGGGUGAGCGAGGCCCACAGGGAGGAUGUGAGCUCGUCUCAGAAGUGUCCCAGCUGGGAUUCCUCCACAGCCUGCCAGGCUGCAGCAUCUGGCUGCGGGAUACAGCUUAAAUGGUUCUUGUGCUGGUGUUGGGAGGAAUGUGAGCUCAGCUGUCUUAAAAAAAAAAAAAAAAAAAAAAAAAGCCAGAACAGACUGGAGUUGCUUGCUCUCCACUUUAGUGUCACUGAGUCUUGAUGGUGUAGAAAUGAUUGCCCUGAUUUCCCGUUUUCUUUUUUUUACUUACCCAGAAAAGUUUGGUAAAAGGGUUAUGCUUGCACUGCUCAUAAAUAAGGUGUGGCAGAAUCACAGAAUCUCUGAAGUUCCUGUUAGCUGCUUUUGGCUCUCUCUUGUUGAUGAUAUGUCUUGGCUGUAAUACUUCCAGAUUUUUGUCAGGCAGUUAGGAAGUGACUGAAAAGUAAUACAGUUGUGUGAGUUGGAAUACUGGAAUGAAAGAACUGGAUCCUGUAGAAGUCCCAAAGCCAGAGUCUCCAAAAACUCCUCGGAGGAGCACCUUCCACAGCUGCAAGAUCUGCUGAUGUCCAAAGAU
Cinclus cinclus is the source of this 4985-nucleotide messenger RNA. It is a transcript of the gene G3BP2, whose product is annotated as G3BP stress granule assembly factor 2. Gene Ontology annotation, molecular function: mRNA binding. The record is from RefSeq and is a predicted model, not a curated record. NCBI's taxonomy places the organism in Eukaryota, Metazoa, Chordata, Aves, Passeriformes, Cinclidae. Gene Ontology annotation, cellular component: cytosol; ribonucleoprotein complex. The coding region runs from base 150 to 1595 and encodes 481 amino acids. The transcript is spliced from 12 exons.